This is a messenger RNA of Protopterus annectens (West African lungfish), 4893 nucleotides long. RefSeq names its product von Willebrand factor A domain containing 3B (gene VWA3B). The transcript has 32 exons. Bases 115 to 4893 code for a protein of 1592 amino acids. NCBI's taxonomy places the organism in Eukaryota, Metazoa, Chordata, Ceratodontiformes, Protopteridae. The record is from RefSeq and is a predicted model, not a curated record.
UUCUCCAAAAUGAAAAACAAAAAUUGACCAACAAUCCUUGGACUCACAUGAUUUCAUAGCAUCUUUAUAGAACAAAUGAAGGAAGGAGGACAAAAAUCACAAAAUUUCUAAGAGAUGGAUGCCAGGACUCUGAUUUCAUCACCAAAAUGGCUUCAGCUUCAUGGGCUUAAGAGGAAGAGACUAACAUUGUCCCAGAUCCUGUCAGAUAUUGGGUUUAAACACAGAGAAGAUUAUAUCUCAGCUUUGGGAAAGCCUGUGUCUUCGAGAUAUGGAGAAGGACUGUUCCAGCAGUUCAGGAACAACGGUAAUAUCUAUAAUGUGACAGCUAACAAGGAGCGACUGCACGAGUUUGCUAACCAUCUGGCUCAGGCUAUUAAAUUGUACAAAGAGAGGCUGAAUUGGCUUACAAGUGGGAGUCAGCAGAUAUUUGGAGUAAUUCAAGAGCACAGCAUUGCCAUAGUUCUGGUAUGCAGUAGUAUGACAAAGGCUCAUUUUGAUCUUUGCCGUGAUGCUCUUUGUAUGGUUCUAAAGGAGCAAGUGUCUCAUAUUGCCAGAUUUAAUAUUAUUCGGGCUGCAAAAGACACAGAGACAUGGCAAGAAGCCACAGUUCAUGUAAAUGAACAUUCACUACAGUCUGCUGUUGACUGGAUUUGGAACCUAGAGCUUAUGCCAGCUAUGGACAAGACAAGUCCUGCUGAGGCUGUUAUACAAGCCAUGAGAGAUAAAACUGUUGAAGCUGUUUACUUCUUUGCUGUGGGCGAUGUUCCUGAAAGCAUGAAGGAGCUGUUAUUAAAAAAGAUACUUACUAGUCAAUGCCCUGUACAUACUGUGUCAUUUAAUGCAAAAGAAAAGGAGACAAUUCAGUUCUUGAAGGAGUUGGCCAAAUCGACUGCUGGAAGGUUCCAUGCUUUUGCUCUCAGGGAUGAUCUGAAAAGAGACCCUGAAUUGCCAUCAGGCAGUGAUGUAGAGAAGGAUUACCUAUCCUUUUCAACCUUUUCAACACCAAGGCAACUCAAAGGAGGUUUGCCACCAGGAACCGGUAUUCAAGAAGAUGUAUUUUUAGUCUGGAAAGAGAUGGAGGAAGCUAGGAAUACACUUGGACAAAUCCAAGCUCUUUUAAUUGAGGACUCUAAAGCUGUGUAUGGAGAAGAUCUGACAGAUGAGAACACACACUUAAAUCUGGAGACAAAACAAGAAGAUUGCUUAAGCUCCAAGGCUUGGCUUCAGAAAUAUGGACUGAAGGCUCGCAAACUUGAUUUUUACCAUGCCCUUGCUGACUGCGCCUUUCGACAUUCUGAUGGGAUUAUUAAUGUGAAGACUAAACCAUCUCAAGAAGCUGGACAGACUGACACUAACAAAAACAGCAAGCUAAUAAAUGCAAAAUACUGUGACAGAUUUGCCCAUGCUUUGUGGAAGGAUGGUUCUAUUGUCCAUGUAUAUGUUUCCACUGAAAAGUACCGCUGGUAUGAAGAAAGAAUGAAAUUAGCUCUUGAACAGAUAGAAAGAAGGAUUGACUGGCUCCAGCAGGGUAGUAGAGAACUCUUUGGUGCCAUACUCGAAGACCAAGUGUAUGUCCUUAUUGACACCUCUCACUCCAUGAAGGAUAAGCUGCUGUUGGUAAAAGACAAAAUCUUUCAACUUAUGCAUGAACAACUGAAGCACAAGAGCAAGUUCAAUUUUGUGAAGUUUGAUUCUCAUGCAACAGCUUGGCGGGAAAAACUGGCAGAAGUCAAUGAACAAACAUUAGAAAGUGCUUGGUGUUGGGUUAAGGAAUUGCAGGUUGGUGGUUCUACAAAUACACUGGGGGCCCUUCAAUUUGCACUUGCAGAUGGUGACACUCAGGCUGUUUAUCUUCUUACUGAUGGAAGACCUGAUCAGCCACCCAAAACCAUUCUGGCCCAUGUACAACUUCAGCAGCCAGUUCCUCUUCACACCAUUUCAUUUAACUGCAGUGACAUGGAGGCCAACAGGUUCCUGUAUGAACUUUCCAGGGAGACAGGAGGACGUUUCCAUAGCUACAGCAGUAAUAUGAACACAACUGAUGCUCCACAGCCAUACAUGAGUGAAGAUAUCUAUCUUUUAAAACAAGAAACUGAACAAGGGAAAGAAGACAUGAAGAAAGCACAAAAGCUUCAUGCAGAAUGUUUAAUGCUUGACUGGUAUUAUAAUGGAGAACAUAAUCUGAAAAAAAGUGAGAAGCACAACAGAUGUCAUAGUUCCUGCCAGAGCCAAGCCCACAGCCAAAAUUUGGAGAUGCCACAAAGACCUCAUUCAGCACUGAAUGCGUCUCAGGUUUCAUAUCACAGCCACAGGGCUAUGUCGCUUGAAAAUGUUAACUUGAAACAAUUACAGAAAAAGAAAUCAUUACAUGCAGACCUAAAUGCCAUAGAUGGCAAAUCAGAACAAAAGAAGACCAACAAAUUCCAUAAAGACCCUUUAGACAUGUCAUCAGCUCGUUGGCUUAAGAAUCAUAGUCUGGUUGCCAAGCGACUUACAAUAAUGGAUGCCUUAGCACCUACAGCUGUAGCACAGACAGCUACAUAUGUUCCAAUCUUGGACAAGCAUGUUGUUUCAAAAGUGUUUGAUGAGAUAUUACCACUAGCACAUGUGGGCAAAAGCAAGAAGCAGAUAACACUAAUUAAUCCAUUGGCUGUCGAUCUUCUUAGCUAUCAACGGAGGCUACAGCGGGUGAUUAAAGGCUAUGAAAGGCGCCUAAGUCUCAUUAUUUGGAGAGCAUUUUCUCAAGAGGAGAGAGAUAAAUUUGCAAGUGAUGAACCAGUUCCUUUUAGGGAAAACAGAGAGGCUUUACUACAGGCAUUAGAUCGACUGGGUUGGCCUAUCUCUUUAGCAGAUAUAACUUUAUUAGAAGAUGAAAUCCAGACUGGAGAAACAUACUUGCAGCAAGCAUCAGACCUACAUAAAGCUGCAAAAGAAAGGGAUAAAAAGCUUCCGGAAGUGCAGAAAAAUGAUUGUGAUGAUGAGGGAGUACACCACAAGCAUCUAAAAAAUGAUGACCGAGCAAUGCAACAGAGUAAAAAGCUUGACACCCUUAAAGGUCAAAGGGUGAUUGCAAGAUCUGAGAUUGAUGGCUUUUAUUAUCCAGGUACUGUGAUAAAGUCUACUGGUUCCAAAAAGGCUCUUGUGGAUUUCAUUAAUGGCAAUAUACAAAUCACACCAAUAAAUUUCAUAAUCCCACUGGGAGGUGCUAUGCCUUGCCCACCAUUAAAGGUUGGUGACUUUGUACUUGCCAGAACUGAAACAAAAACAGAAACUGAGUGUUAUAUGCCUGCGGUUGUUAUGGCAACUCCACGUAAAGGGGAAAUUGAGAAAUUGUACACAGUUUUAAAGUACAACAACAGAAGGGAACAUUUGAUGCGUAGCUGGAUGAUUAAAAUAAAUCAAAUGAAGUAUACUUUUGCUUGCCGCUACAUAAGACAGGCUCAGAUGGUUGACCAUACAAUACCAAGUGUACAGAUUGUGCAACCCAUUACUAAACCAAAUGUAAAACAUGAAAAUGAAGAGAAAAAUGAGAAAAUACAUACAAUUAAAGAACAAAAAAGCAGAAAAAACAGGAGUGAUAGAACUAAAAAGAAGAGCCUUUCUGAAAUAAGAGGUUCAGAGUUCAAGGAUGAAAACAACCCUUCAGAUGCAGAAGUACAUUGUAAGCCUAACGUGGAUCAUUUGUUUACAUCUCAAGGACAUGCUGAAGAUGAAGGACCAAAUUUAGAAAAAGAAGAUGAACUUUGUCUCAGAAUACCACUUCCUCCUACUCCUGCUAGCUCAGUUUCUCCCUCUCCCAGAUCAGAGAGAUGUGCAGUUUCUCCAACUUCACAGAUUUCAACUCCUUUGUCCUCAGCUCGUGCCCAUUCUGCAGCUAGUUCAAAAGAGCAAGGAUCCUUCCAUGAUGGAAGCAGCCCUACUCCUGUCAGUCAAAAGGUGAAAGAACUAGCAGGCCACCUGCAACAAGCCCUAGCAGACCAGCUGAAUCAACAAGAGAAAAUCCAGGAGCUAUUGAAACAACUAGCAUCUUUGAAUGAUAAAGCUAAAUCAGAUAUUACGAAUGACAAAAGCUCCAGGGAUAAGGAACAGGCAGAUCUGCUUCACAAAAUUACAGAACUCAUGCCUAUUACCAGCAGAAGAAACAGUAUAACAGAACAAAACGGGGAGGAUGCCAUACCAGAAGAUAUAAAGCAGGCAAGACAAAACCUUCCAAAGCUAGCCAUUGGUCACACAGUGCUGGCUCGUUCCUCAUACGAUGGCUGGUAUUAUCAAGGGAAUGUUGUCCACGAUUGUACUGAUGACAGCUAUUUUGUACGUAGUAGGACAACAGGCAUAGACAGAGCCUGGAGGGAAGACAUUAUUGCUGAUGCAGAUGACUUGCAAGUGGUAAUAAAGGAAAAAGAUCCUGUGAUUGGUCUUCAUCCACUGUAUCCUGACCAUUACUGUCCUGGGGCUGUCCUUAAAAUAAUGCCUGAUCUAACACUGGAGGUCAGAUAUUAUGAUGGAGUUGAAGCUUUGGUUCCCAGGGAGAGAGCUUAUUGGAUUUCAGCUGAGAAAUUUGAACGAGAUGUAGCCUAUAUUUUGGAAUGUGAGGCUCGUUGGGUUGGUGAGGCUGUCAUUGCAAGAGAUGAUGAAACUGGAACAUACCAUUUAGCUGAGGUCCAAGAAAGAGUUGGUGAUGGAAAACAGUAUUUGAUUCGCUGGGCAGAUGGCAAAAUGGCAGUACAAAAUGCCUCUUUUAUCUUUGGAAAAUUCACUCGCCCUCAUCUUCUACAUGUGAAUGACUUUGUACUCACACUUGCAAAUCCAACUUCUCUGACUUAUCUGCCUGGCAUUAUCUGUGCCUGUGAUGAUGAAAAGCUGGUUGUCAAGCUCUGCAACAGUAAAAGGUAA